This is a messenger RNA of Plasmodium gallinaceum, 606 nucleotides long. Its product is annotated as ADP-ribosylation factor, putative. The transcript is spliced from 2 exons. NCBI's taxonomy places the organism in Eukaryota, Apicomplexa, Aconoidasida, Haemosporida, Plasmodiidae. Gene Ontology annotation, biological process: vesicle-mediated transport; intracellular protein transport. Gene Ontology annotation, molecular function: GTPase activity; GTP binding. Gene Ontology annotation, cellular component: cytoplasm. The coding region runs from base 1 to 606 and encodes 201 amino acids. The record is from RefSeq and is a predicted model, not a curated record.
AUGUUUCUCCGUUUUUUUAGUUUAAAACCAACAAGAAAAAAUCUUAUAAUAUUUGGCUUACCAUCUUCAGGAAAAACAUCUAUUAUAUAUUUUUUCAAAUUGGGAUAUCUAAUAACCACUGUUAGAACAUUUUUGAUAAAUGAAGAAUGUUUUACUAUAACACUAAAAACUGAUAAAGAUAAUUUUGAGGAAAAAAAAUUUAAAGUAAAAUUUUUUGAAGUAGGAAGUGAUUGUUCAUUUAAUUUAAUUAAAGAAUAUUCAGAAAUAUCUAAUGACUUAAUAUAUAUUGUUGAUAGUUCACAAAAAGGAUCUUUAAGAGAAGCAAGAGAUGAUUUUAUUAGAAUUAUAUAUGAUUUUAGGUUUAUAUAUAGAAGAUGUAAAUUUUUAAUUUUUUUAAAUAAGCAAGAUUCCAAUGGAUGUCUAAAAUCUGAAGAAAUAAUAAACUAUUUUUCAUUACCAAAAGAAUUAUUAUUUAGAUGUAAAUUUAUUUCUUGUAGUACUUUAUCUGGAGAAGGUCUAAAAGAAGGGUUAGAUUGGUUAUUAAAUUCUAAUGUAUUUUUAAAUAAAACUGAUGUGAAUUAUGAAAAUAAAAGAAUAUAUUAUUAG